ACGGGAUCAUGAUAGCGGACUUCGAUUUCGACCAGUCCCAGGCGGACGGUAGGGGAAGGGGAGUUGCUGUCCUACAGGAAAUGAAGUCGGACGACGUUAUCGUGGAGGUUCCCGCCAGCAGCUUCUUGAGCAUCUGGUCCGUCAAAGACGUCCCCGAGCUGUCCAAGAUCUUCGGCGAGGAGAAGAGUAUCGACAGCUUCACCGGGCUCAUGAUCCUCCUCCUGCACGAAGCGAACAAGGAGACGAGCGCCUGGAGGAAGUAUCUGUGCUCCCUUCCGCUCUACAUGCCCCUCCCCUUCAUGUGGAGCGACGCUGACAUCCCUGCUGACUUCAUGCGGAUGCCGGAGGUCGUCGAGGAGAGGAAGAUGCUCUUGGAGUACACGUCUCUCAGCUACAACUCCACCAUCGCCCCGCUCAUCCUCAAGUAUCCUCAAGUCUUCCCGGAGGAUCGCUUCACCAAGUCCAAGUGGGCCUGGGCCCUCAGUAUCGUCGUCUCUCGCUCCAUCGCCAUGAAGAGGACGGGGGGCGUGCUGGGCUACUCCUGGAGCCUCGCUGACCCCGAGGUCCUCGACGUUGCCAACGUCCUCGAGGCCCUCAAGUCUGGCAAAUCUGAUGCGCACGUGGCGCCGGUUCUUGUUCCCGUUGUCGACAUGAUGAAUCACGACUCGAAUUCAAGCUUGGCGUGCAAGAUGAAGCAGAAGACGGACGGGACGAUAAUCGUGACAGCAGCGGACGAGGGUCUACAGAGAGGAUACGAGGUUGCGAUUAACUACUCCCCCAAGCUUUGCGGGAACAAACCUCUCAACCGCUGGGGCUUCGUGCUUCCUCCAUGCGAGGGGCAAGCCGCAAACUCGGAGGCUGCCGCAGAGGAAGAGAAGGCUGAAGCCAAGUAGCUGGGGAACUGAGAAA
Messenger RNA from Guillardia theta CCMP2712, 909 nucleotides. RefSeq lists its product as hypothetical. The coding region runs from base 9 to 893 and encodes 294 amino acids. Gene Ontology annotation, biological process: peptidyl-lysine monomethylation. NCBI's taxonomy places the organism in Eukaryota, Cryptophyceae, Pyrenomonadales, Geminigeraceae. Gene Ontology annotation, molecular function: protein-lysine N-methyltransferase activity. The record is from RefSeq and is a predicted model, not a curated record. The transcript has 9 exons.